UAUGGCCUUAACAACAUUCUCUCUUAUAAUAUUGUAGAGAUAAUGAACUAAUAUGACUUGGAAUCAAGAGCAUUUGUAGUAGGCCAUGGCUCUUCCAAAGCUAUCCCAACUGCAUCUAAACAACGUAUUCAAUACGUAAAAGAUAUUACAAACAUUCAUUUGAGUAAAUACUUUUAUGAAACAUCCCCGAUAAUCAAUAUCAACAAUGUUGACAAAAUAACGUAGCGGUAAGCUAUUUCCAAAAAGGGAGAUUUAAGCUAUUUCACGUUGGAGUCCUGAUCCUGUCAAGCCGGCCUGACGGAAACCGUCGUCCAGCCGAGGCCAUCACAGGCUCUUCCCGGUGGAAUUUUUUGAUCAAACUUGUUGAGCAUGUUACUCGUCAAGUCUAGUUUAUCCAUACCAAAUUGCAGCUAAAAAUUCAAUCAGGAAGACAGUCAGAAAAAUUCCCUACAAAAAAUGCGCUGUUUAUAUAUAUAAUACACCGUUUUCGUGGGGGAUUUUUAUUACUGCUUUCCCGACUGAAUUUUUAUAUAAAAAUUUGGUAUAAAUAAACUAGACUUUAUAAAGGACAUGUUCAAAAAAUUUCAAUCAAAAAAUUCCCGUUGUACUAAAAGUCACCCAAUUACCCAAAUGACCUCAAUACGAUCUGCCCUCUUUCACGUUGUACUAAAAGUCACCCGCCACUGUGUAUAAAUUCCCAAUAUAUACUACUCCGUUUACCGGUGGGCGUAGCUCAACUGGUAGCAAGGGAGUGCCACAAGGGUUAGGUCUCGGGUUUCUGCAAGUACCGGAGACGGAGCCCCACUCUCUAUCUGUCAGGUUGUGAUUAUAGUCCAACUUACAUCCUCCCAUCGUGCUGUUCGGUCGAUAUUGGGGGCCCUCAGAAAUGGGGUAUCAUCCUUUUUUUUUUCAAUAUAUACUACUCCGCAAUAAGUCACCCGCCACUGUGAACAAUCAAUUUGAUUGUAAAAUCUUUGUUGGACCUCAUGGAUUACACAGCCAUUACCCCAUUUCUACUCUACCUUCCUCUCCUCUUCCCUCUGUAUCUCAUCUCUAAACACUUCCACCGGAAAUUCAAGAACUACCCGCCGGCCCCGUUCCUCGUCCUCCCCGUCAUCGGCCAUCUCUACCUUCUAAAGAAGCCUCUCCACAAAACCUUAACCAACAUUUCCAAGCGCUACGGACCGGUCGUCCUACUCGACUUCGGCUCCCGGAAAGUCCUCUCUGUCUCCUCUCCUUCCGCGGUGGAGGAAUGUCUGUCCAGAAACGACGUAGUUUUCGCGAAUCGCCCCCGCCUCAUGGUCGGGAAGUAUGUAGGGCUCAACUACACAGCCCUAGUCUGGACAUCCUACGGCGACCACUGGCGGAAUAUCCACAAAAUCCUCGGCGCCGAGGUCUUGUCGAAUACCCGCCUCCAUUCGUCCCCCGAAAUUCGAUCAGAUGAGGUGAAAUCCAUGAUUAGAAAGCUAGACUCGUAUUCAAAAGCGGAUUCUCCUGCUGACAUGAAGGCCGUGUUUUGCAAUCUCAUGUCGAACAUUAUGAUGAGGAUAGUCACCGGAAAAGGUUAUACCGGCGACGAUAAGGAAGUGGCUGGUCGAUUCAGGGAGAUCGUAAGGGAGGUUUUCCUGCUAAGUGAGGCCACCAAUGUGGGAGACUAUGUGCCAUCUUUGAGUUGGCUAUCCGUGAAAUUGGAGAAGAGCUUGCAACAGGUGCAGCUCCGAAAAGAUUCAUUCACAGAGGAUCUGAUUACAGAGUGCCGGGAAAGGAUGGUUAACGACGGCGGCAGCGGGGAGAAGAAAUCGUUGGUUGAAGUGCUGUUGACACGGCAGGCGGAGGAACCCGAGUGUUACACGGAUGAAAUGAUCAGAGGUCUCGUGGAGGUUGUCUUAGGAGCAGGAACAGACACAUCAAUUGCAACAAUAGAAUGGACACUCUCACUACUCUUGAACCACCAACAAGUCCUAAAGAAGGCGCAAAAGGAAAUUGAUGACCAUGUGGGACACGCGAGGCUAAUUGAAGAAUCAGAUAUGGCAAAACUCCCCUAUUUGAAUUGCAUAAUGAAGGAAUCAAUGAGAAUGUACCCUCCUGCCCCUUUGGCAAUCCCACACGAGUCCUCCGAAGAGUGCACCAUAGCAGGCUAUUGCAUCCCGAAAGGGACAAUGCUUUUGCUCAACUUGUAUUUCAUCCAAAGAGACCCCAAAUAUUGGGAUGAGCCGGAAAGGUUCAAACCAGAAAGAUUUGAAGGCUUAGAAGGAGUUACUGGUGCUAAAGACCAUGGGUAUAAAUGGAUGCCAUUCGGGUCUGGUAGGAGACGUUGUCCGGGAGAAACGCUAGCAUGGCGUGUGAUUGGGUUCUCAUUGGCGUCGGUUAUCCAAUGCUUUGAUUGGGAAAGAUUUGAAGGCGAAUUGGUAGAUAUGAGUGAAGGAAUUGGUUUGACUCUGCCCAAAGCAUUGCCUUUGAUCGCUAAGUGCAAGGCGCGGCCUUUUGUCACCAACCUUCUUUCCACUUAUUCAACAACAUGAUUUUUUGUGUUUUUGUUGUUGUAGUGUAAACAUUAGUUUCAUUUAUUAUUAUUCAUUUACUCAAAUCACGCUAUCAACUCGAAUUAGGAUCCGGUAGAGACAGAGUUGCCCCAUUAUGGUGUUACUACUGAUAAUAUUCUGAAUCAAUUAAUUAAA
Messenger RNA from Cuscuta epithymum, 2678 nucleotides. NCBI's taxonomy places the organism in Eukaryota, Viridiplantae, Streptophyta, Magnoliopsida, Solanales, Convolvulaceae. The record is from the annotation of a GenBank genome assembly.